AAUCCUGACCGUUCAAUUCCCUACCCCCAAAUAAAACCACAGAUCUCUUUCACAAAGCAAACCCUCUCUUGCUCUCUCUUCUCCAUACCCAAUUACGCCCACAACACUCUUCUUCUCGCCGCGCUUUUCAUCGUUUAAUUUUGAGUAGUAAAGCGAAUCGAAGAUGUUUGGGAGGGCAACGAAGAAGAGCGACAACACAAAGUACUAUGAGAUCUUAGGUGUUCCUAAGACCGCUUCACCUGAAGAUCUCAAAAAAGCUUACCGUAAAGCUGCUAUUAAGAAUCAUCCUGAUAAGGGAGGUGAUCCGGAAAAGUUUAAAGAGCUUGCACAAGCUUAUGAGGUUUUGAGUGAUCCCGAGAAGCGUGAGAUAUAUGACCAGUACGGUGAAGAUGCUCUCAAGGAAGGAAUGGGUGGUGGAGGUGGUGGCCACGACCCAUUUGACAUUUUCUCGUCUUUCUUUGGUGGCAGCCCGUUUGGUGGUGGUAUGGGUGGUGGAAGCAGCAGAGGAAGAAGACAGAAAAGAGGAGAGGAUGUUGUCCACCCUCUCAAAGUUUCUCUGGAUGAUCUGUACAAUGGGACGUCAAAGAAGCUGUCACUAUCUCGCAAUGUAUUGUGCCCCAAGUGCAAGGGGAAAGGAUCUAAGUCAGGUGUUUCAAUGAAAUGUUCUGGCUGUCAAGGGUGCGGGAUGAAAGUCACUAUCAGACACCUUGGCCCAUCCAUGAUCCAGCAGAUGCAACACGCUUGCAACGAGUGUAAGG
Nicotiana tabacum (common tobacco) is the source of this 758-nucleotide messenger RNA. NCBI's taxonomy places the organism in Eukaryota, Viridiplantae, Streptophyta, Magnoliopsida, Solanales, Solanaceae. The record is from RefSeq and is a predicted model, not a curated record.